Messenger RNA from Apis dorsata (giant honeybee), 2433 nucleotides. RefSeq names its product neuroligin-4, X-linked (gene NLG-4). The transcript has 10 exons. Bases 1 to 2433 code for a protein of 810 amino acids. Lineage: Eukaryota; Metazoa; Arthropoda; Insecta; Hymenoptera; Apidae. Gene Ontology annotation, biological process: presynaptic membrane assembly; synaptic vesicle endocytosis; neuron cell-cell adhesion. The record is from RefSeq and is a predicted model, not a curated record. Gene Ontology annotation, molecular function: signaling receptor activity; neurexin family protein binding. Gene Ontology annotation, cellular component: cell surface; postsynaptic membrane; synapse.
AUGGAACUCUUCCUGAUUCUCGUCUGUCUGAUCGCGCCGCCCACCCUCUCGCUCUCGAUCAAGAGCAAGCUCAAUCCACGGAUCGUUCAGACGCGCUACGGCGAGGUGCAGGGGCUCGUACGCUCCUUCGAAUACGCCAAGUUCCUCAAGCCGAUCGACGUCUAUCUCGGGAUACCGUACGCGACCCCUCCGAUAGGGGGCAACAGAUUUUCGCCGACCAAGGCGUCCAGUCCGUGGGAAGGAGUCAGGUUAUCGGAUUCGGUCGGUCCAGUCUGUCCUCAAAAGCUGCCCGACAUCUCAAAUGAGCAAGAGGCGUUAGAGCGUAUGCCGAAGGGUCGGCUCGAGUACUUGAAGAGAUUGCUACCCCAUCUACGAAAUCAGAGCGAGGAUUGUCUCUACCUGAACAUCUACGCGCCGGCCAUGGGGAUGGCGGACAACAACGGUAGAAAGCAUCCGGUGUUGCUGUACAUCCACGGGGAGAGCUACGACUGGGGUAGCGGAAAUCCGUACGAUGGCAGCGUGCUGGCCAGCUACACCGACCAAGUAAUCGUGACGAUGAACUACCGGUUGGGCGUGCUCGGCUUUCUCAACGCCAACAUGGCGCCCCAGACCAAGGCGAGGGUCGCGAAUUACGGGCUGAUGGAUCAGAUCGCGGCGCUCCAAUGGGUCAACGAGCACAUCGCCCUGUUUGGCGGCGAUCCCAACAACGUGACGCUGAUGGGCCAAGGGACUGGGGCCGCCUGUGUUCAUUUUCUCGCCAUCAGCCCGACCGUCGUGCGUGGUCUGUUCAAGAGGGCUAUUCUAUUAUCAGGCAGCGCCCUCUCGUCGUGGGCAGUGGUCGAGGAUCCUGUUUCUUACGCCUUAAAACUGGCCAAGGCGGUCAAUUGCACGAUUCCGAAUGAUUUGUUCAAGAACAACGAACUGAUCGUCGAUUGUCUUCGGGAUCGAAGUUUGGAGGAAUUGAUGAAAGUCAAUAUCCAACCGCCGACAUUUUUGAGCGCGUUUGGGCCCAGCGUAGAUGGCGUGGUCAUCAAGCCAGACUUUCAGAAAGAUCUUCUCUCGUACAUGGGUCCGGAAUUCCAAGGAUUCGGGCCGCUGCCAAAGAAAGCGGAGCACGGUGCCCCGAUCACGAGUAACAACAAAUACGACUUGCUGUUCGGCGUGACCACGAGCGAAGCGUUGUGGAAAUUCGCGGAGAAGGAUGUACAGCAAGGGUUCGAGGGCGAAAGAAGAGACAGGAUCAUCAGAACGUACGUGAGGAACGCGUACGUGUAUCAUCUGACGGAAAUAUUUUAUACGGUGGUGAAUGAAUACACGGAUUGGGAGCGGACAGUGCAGCAUCCGGUGAACACGAAGGACGCCUGCGUCCAGGCGCUAAGCGACGCCCAAUUUGUGGCGCCUUUGGUGCAGACUGGCGACCUCUUCACUCUAAGACACACGAAGAAACCGAAUAAUCCUCACAUAGCACCGAUUCCCGAAAGCGAGAAAGAACCACUGCCCAAAACGUAUUUCUACGUGUUCGAUUAUCAGAUGAAGGAUGGGGAUUAUCCUCAGAUGGGCUCGGUCCACGGCGAGGAAUUGCCAUUCGUCUUCGGGGCACCGUUAGUGGACGAGUUGGGACACUUUCCGAAGAACUACACGAGGUCUGAAGUGGCACUCUCCGAGAGCAUCGUGCAGUUCUUUGCCAACUUCGUCAGAACUGGGAACCCGAACGUGAUCGAUCACCACGGUCGAAACGACACGCUUCUGCCCGCCAGCCGGGAGAAAAGCCGUUUUCGGAGCCUGACGUGGGAUCAAUACGAUCCGGUGCACCAGAAAUACUUGGAGAUCGGCAUGAGGCCAAAGAUGAAGAAUCAUUACAGAGCUCAUCAACUAUCCGUUUGGCUUCGCCUCGUCCCAGAACUUCAUCGAGCCGGAAUGGAGGACGUUGAUUCGAGACACAACUUGUUCCGAGGACACUCGGAUCCCAACCUCUACGACGGAUCGGUGAGGCCGGAUCCCCUGAGCAGAAUCACCGAGGAAUUCAAAAGGAAGAACGUAACCACCGAGCCUCCGACCACCACGGAUUACAAUGCUGCCACGUGUGUCAGUUACAUUCAGACCACGAAUUUGCAGAACAUUAAUAACACCGGUAUAGACACCCUGGCCAAUUUGGAUGCAGCUGGGUAUGCCGCGUACUCGACAGCUUUGAGCGUGACGAUCGCGAUCGGAUGCAGUUUGCUGAUUUUGAACGUGCUGAUAUUUGCGGGGGUUUACUAUCAAAGGGACAAAACGAGGCUCGAGGUAAAAAGUCUUCAACAGCAACAAAUAUUGAAUCAACAGUGCGGACCACGAGGUUUCUCCGAACUCAAACAGCCGCCUCCGCCACACUCUCAUUUCCCUGGGGGCGGCCAAGUUAUCGUCGAUGUUGAAAAUGAGAUGCUGAGAAGGUAG